GCAGGGAGAGCUGGAGAGCUGGUGGCUCACUCCCACAUCUCUUCUCCACUUUGCUGGGACACACACUGAAUUGAUGUCCAAAGAGGCAGAGUUGGAUGUGAGAGGCAGUGAGUGCGACACAGUCCCACCAGAGCCCAGCACAGACCCAGAAGUGCCCAGGCCACCUCCAGCAAAGGCUAACGGACCCCACGGCACCGCUGGCGUUUGCACGAGCAUCCCCUCCAGUAGCCACAGUAGCAGCAGCAGCAGCAGCAGAAGUGGUCUGGGUGGCAUUAGCAUCGUUAGCAGCAGCGCUGAGGGAGCAGGCGAAAGCUCCAUGCAGUUCAGCACCAGACCGCCUAGUGCUGAGCAGCCGGGCUUCAUGGGGACAUGGCAGCAGCAGAGCACUGACAGCAACCUCCUCUACAGAAUGUCCCAGCAGGAUGCUGCAGGCAAGGUGCUAGACCGCUGGUCCAUCAUGUCCCGAGAAGAAGAGAUCAUCACCCUGCAGCAGUUCCUGCGCUUUGGUGAGACCAAAUCCAUUGUGGAGCUGAUGGCCAUUCAGGAGAAGGAAGGUCAGGCAGUAACAGUUCCCUCUUCCAAGACAGACUCCGGUAUUAGGACGUUCAUUGAAAGCAACAACAGGACCCGCAGCCCUGGACUUCUGACGCAUCUGGAAAACAGCAGCCCAUCGAGCAUUCACCAUUUUGAGAAUAUCCCCAAUAGCUUAGCCUUCCUCCUGCCCUUCCAAUACAUUAACCCAGUUUCUGCUCCAAUGCUUGGUUUGCCGCCAAAUGGCCUGCCUAUGGAACAAUCUGCCCUCCGGCUCAGGGAGCCCAGCCUGCCAAAUCAAGGUGAACAGGUAGAGAGCAGUGAGUCAGAAGUGUCCCUGUCACCCUUCCGCUCAGGCCAGAGCCCAAGCCGUGGAGCCCUGGGAGCCCUUAACAACAACAUUGAACCCAAGACAGAGCCCAACAACAGGGCAUCACCCAUCUCGCCAACCCCUUCCACCCAGCAAGCUCAACAACAGCAGCAACAACAGACACAGCUCCAGCAGCAACAGGGUCAACAGCAGUCCCAAAAUCAAUCUCAGCAGUCCAAUAGCUUGAGUGACCAUCACGUCCACCACCACUUUGUAAAGGACGAGCAUUCUAAAACAAUCACCCAUUCUUCUUUUUCCUCAAAGAUGCAUCGCAUGCGCCGCAUGGGAUCCACUUCACGCAAGGGUCGUGUGUGCUGCAAUUCUUGCGGCAAAACCUUUUAUGACAAAGGCACACUUAAGAUUCACUAUAAUGCUGUACACUUGAAGAUUAAACACCGUUGCACCAUUGAGGGUUGUAAUAUGGUCUUCAGCUCACUUCGCAGCCGUAAUCGUCACAGUGCCAAUCCCAACCCAAGGCUACACAUGCCAAUGCUGCGCAAUAACCGUGACAAGGACCUCAUUCGUGCCAAUUCAACCCCCGGUACACCUGUUAUCUCAAGCACUAAGAAUGGUGGCUUCACACUCACCAGCCCUGGAAGGCCACCACUGGGCUUCACUACCCCACCAGUAGACCCUAUGCUUCAGUCACCUCUGCAAAGUCCACUGGUGUUUCCCUCGUUGAAGUCAGUUCAACCAGUCCAGCCAGUGCCCCCAUUCUACCGUACACUGUUGUCCCCAGCAGACCUUGUCAGUCCUCCAGUUUCACUGCCCACAAGCCCCAUCCUGCCCACUGCCACUAAUAGUACCACCCUGAUGGACCAGCAGAUACUGGCUGCAGCUGUGGCUUCACAUAAUAAUGUUCAUAUGUCAGAGGCAGGACCUAUGUCCCACCGCUUACCUACACCUACUGCCAAUAAUGACCUCACCAGUGGCAUCAGUGACCCCACACCCAAAAAGAAGCCUCGUAAAUCUAGCAUGCCAGUAAAGAUUGAGAAGGAGGUGAUUGAUGUGGCUGAUGAAUACGAGGACAAAGAUGAAGAUGAUGAAGAUAACAUUCACCAAAAUCACCACCAUCACCAGUCAUCACUUCUUCACAACAAUAUCAAAAUCAAUGGAAAUUGUAACAGCCACAAUAGUGGCAGUGGUAAUGGAAAUCACAGUGGUGGUAGUGGGCAGCAAUCCCCUUCUCAGGAUGAGAUGAGCCCUGGGUUAGCUCUGAGAGGCAUGAUGAGACAGAGUGAAGAUGAAUGCCGGGAAGGGACUCGUAGUGACAGUAGGGGAGGUAAUGAUCUUCGAGGCUCUGGGGAAUUACGUUGCAUGGACAGCUUCACCUCUGAAGACCAGGACCAUGAGAGAGACUUUGAGAAUGAAUCUGAAAACUCUGAUUCCAAGAUGUUCUACCGGGAUGAGCUCAUGGAUGUGGAUGAACAUCAAAAACACAGCAGGGGUGGAAGAGGUCUGGACAAGGAACAGGAUCAUGAGGGUAAUGAAGAAGCUCAUUUGAGAAAGGAAAUGGAAGGCAAGGGCCAUUCAUCACCCUCUCCUCAUCACCACCCUAUUAAGAUCAAGGAAGAACUCAAUGAUCCAACCUAUGACAUGUUCUGCAUGGGCCAGUAUGGCAUUUACAAUGGAGGCAUGGCAGCGGCUGCUGCCGCUGCUGCGAGUAUGGCUGCCCUACAUGAGAGCUUCAUCUCCUCGAUGGGCUAUGGUGCCAGUCCACCCAAAUUCCUUUCUUCUCAAUCACCAGAGGGAGAUCCAUGCUCAAGUCCUGACCCCAAGAUCUGCUAUGUGUGUAAGAAGACUUUCAAGAGCUCCUACAGCAUGAAACUGCACUACAAGAAUGUGCACCUCAAAGAGAUGCAUGUGUGCACUGUGGCUGGCUGCAAUGCCGCUUUCCCUUCCCGGCGGAGCAGAGACAGGCACAGCUCCAACAUCAACCUGCACCGCAAACUGCUGACCAAAGAGCUGGACGACAUUGUCCUGGACCCCCAACUCACGCCACUGCCCAAGGACCUGCGAGCUGAGCUACUGGCCAAGAUCUACGCCGGUCAUCACAUGGGCUUGGACCCUAUGGCUGGGAUGGGCAUCGGAGGCGGCAGCCUUGGACACACCGGCCUGAACCACGAUGCCCGUUCCCCCAUGAGCAAUGAGUAUUUCCACCACCCUCUCAGCCACAACCUCAAAAAUCACCACACCAACGGCUUCUCCCAGAGCCAGCAAGAUGACUACAUGGUGCUGGACCUGAGCACCACAUCAAGUGUUCAAUCCAGCAGCAGUGUCCACUCCUCACACGAGUCAGAUGAGGGCAGCGAUGAAGGCAUCCUACUUGACGAUCUGGAGGAGGAGGAUGGAGAAGAGGAUGAGGAGGAGGGUAACAGCGAGGGAGAGGACUGCUCCCAGCGUGCCGAGAGGCGAGCUGAAAGAGGGCAGCGGAACGAGACUGGAGAACUUAGAGGAGAAGGACAUGGUGAGGGGUUGGAACCUCCCUCCUCACCAUUCCUCCUUUCGUCCACGGGGGGCAGUAAUAGUGGCGGCAGUGGGAUCCUCUGCAACAUCUGCCACAAAAUGUACAGCAACAAAGGGACCCUGCGUGUGCACUACAAGACUGUGCACUUGCGAGAGAUGCACAAGUGCAAAAUUCCUGGUUGCAACAUGGUGUUCAGCUCAGUGCGCAGUCGCAAUCGACACUCUCAGAACCCCAACCUCCAUAAAAACAUGCCCUUCUCUACAAUAAUAGACUAAAUAAUGACUUUCUACUCUACCCUCCUGUCAGUAUGCCCGCUCCUCCCGUCGUUCCUCAUCCUUAUUCCUCCUCAAAUUAGCUUUUAACCCCAGCCCAGGGCCAUCAAAUACAAGAUAAGUGCUUGUGUUCCUCCUGCCCACCCUCUGCAAGUCAUUGCAAGACAUUUGUAUGUCCCUCUAUAAAAUUCAUUGACUCUAAAUACAGUUUAUUAUUUUGAACUUUGACUUUACCUUCUUUGGAAGAACAGAAUGAUACUCUUGAGUACGGAGUUUGCUUUAUAACAAAACUCCAAACUUGUUUUCAUAACCCCCCCCCCCCAUCUUUCCUUGCAUACCUCUCCCAACUUUGUUUUCAUGUCCGUCUCCAAAGAAUCUAUUCAAACUCUUAUUUGUGACUUUGCCUGCAGAAAUAAUAGUACUGAGAAAAAAAAAAAGAAAAUCUUCUCGUUGUAUUUGUGUAAUGAUAGCUUUUAAAUGAACCCCUUACAAAAGCAUGACAGCUUCAUUUGUAAAUAAUGUCCCAAGAGGCUUUUGGUGUAAAAGAGUUGUGUUGAUGGUUGUUUGCUCUUUUUUUUCUCUCUCUCAAUCCUUAUGGUUUUAUGUUACAGUCCAGUACAAUACUUCCAGCUAUAGGCAAGAAAGAGGUAGCAUCUUACUAGCUUGAUUCAUUUAUGUUAGCUUCAAAGAUAUGUUUUAAACUGAGUCCUAGGAAAAAAAGAAUAUCACGUGACUUGCUUUAUCUACUUGUUAGGUAUUCAGAGGUUGCCGGCAUGCUUUUUUAGGCUCCUACACUGAUAUCAUUCUCUGUAUUUCUAUUGAUUUUCUUUUUUUUGUCUGUUUAUGUUUAUGAGCUUUAGUAUACUAAUUCAGUUUUUGCACUUUGCAUCUAUACAAGGGGAUGUGUAAUAUUAUUAUAAUGAGGAGUUUUUGCAAUGGUGAGUUAGGUGUUGUUUGGGGUCAUCGGCGGCUACAGUGCCAAGGGAAAUGACAGUACCUUCAACAUACUUGUGCCAGUACAGUUUUUGCACGUUCUCAGUUUCGAAACAUACUUUCACAACAUAAAAUCUUCCCCUGAACAAAGGCUGAGAUCUUCCCCUAUCUCUAAAAAUACGUAUUCAGAAGGUGUCUCCAAAGUGUCUUGCUUCAAAACUAAUCCAGGUGUGACUGAAAAUGAACUGCUGUUUCACAAACACAAAGUAAAUACUGAUAAAGCCUCCUCCUCUUUAUUUUUAAGGAGACAUUGUGUGCGGUUGCCAGUUAUGAUCACAACACUUAACUUCAGUGGUUUAGUGAGGUAAUCUGUAUAAAGCAUGACCUUUUUGUGAAAUUAUUAACGUUAGAAAAGCAAGAGCUCACAUUAGUUAUCACAAAAGGCAUCUUAAUAAAAUAUGACUGUCCCGUAAAUUUAAAAAAUAGAGAUAAAAAGAUGAAAUAGUCCUUCAACUGUGACCAAAACUAAAGUGUUUGCUUUAGAAAAUAUGUUUCAUUGUGACAUUGUACUUAAAUCAUGCCCCAUUGGAUUAAUAUGAUGCACUUGAGUCUUAAAUCUUUUUGCUGUGAUAUUUUUGGUAUCGGUUUCCAUUUCUGAGUGUUGGCUUCAAAUGUGCUAUAUGAAAAAUGUCGCCAUUUUCCCAGCUGCUUGGUUGCAGCGGUUUUUAACAUGUCCAUGACUGUCUUACGGUACAAAUAUUUCCAGUAACUGGGCAAAGUAGCCAAGGGAAGGGGUAUUUAUUGGUGGGUGAUGUAUGUUCAUGGAGAUGUUUUUGUCCAGUAUGAAAAUAUUUUUUGUAAAAAGACAAAAAAAUUGAGAUUGUUCAUCAGUUUGAUUUGUUUAUCAAUGUAUUAGCAAUGCCAUGUGUUACUAUACAACAAGACCUUCUCUUACUUGACUGGUGCUACACACAGGAGGGACAAAUAUGCAGUGUUAUGUCGCGUGCUGUACAGUAUUCACAACAUCUUACAUCCAUAACAGUGUUGAGCUCCAUUUGUUUUGUAUUUAAGCCGUUCUGCCACAGACAUGACCAAUUCUAGUGAAAUAUUUCAUCAAUAUUUUUUUUUUCCAAAGACUCCACGCAUAUGACACAUGCAGUCUCCAGCCAACACCUCUCAGAGAGAAAGAGAGCGAGACAGAGCGCUGUGGCUGAUGGAAAGGUUGCAGAGGUGGAAGGCUGACUAGGGAGGAAAGGAUGACAGCAACCAUCAUUAAAAAUGUGCCGCUUCUCCGUUACCUGCAGGCGUGUCCCUGCCAUUCCAGCUUCUUCUGUCUAAUAUCUCACUUGUCACUUCGUUACACUGCCAGGCGAAAAGGUUGCUGACAUGACUGUGACACUGACAGAGAGAGAAAAAAAAGAGGACAGAGUGCGCGCCCUGAACAAUUCAAUUAGACUCAUUCGACUUGGUUGAAUUCAUCUAUUCAUUUCAUACAUGUGCUUAUUCUUAGUCAGGGUCGCCGUGUAAUCCAAUUCAGUUCCUCUCUCUCAUUCUGUUUUUCUCUUUGUCUGUCAGAGCACAGUCAUUCAACAAACGCCUUACCCAUUUCUUCAAGCCGCCACUCACUUACCACCUCCACACCCCACAGCGCAGGUCCUACAGGGACACACACUAAUAGUGUAUGCUUAAGUUCACCGGACGGCCAUGGCAUAGGAAAAAGGGAUGGGUAAUUGCCUGUUUAUCCCAAGUGAAGGGAAAAUUGAGUACAGGAACCCCUGCCUUCUCCCAGGAGUGGGUUUCACCGAGGCGCUUGCUGCCUCAUUCACUCAUUCGAUCCCCCCGGCCCUCGCUCUGGCAGAUAUAAAAAACUGCUUCUCCAGGAACCCUGCUGACAGCUGUCUCUCCAACACACAACCAUACAAACACACACAUGCGCACGGAGAGAGGAGAGUGGCACACAAAUACUUCCUGCGUACAGGCCGGAGGGACGACAAGGACUAGAUGACUUGUUAACCUCUAGUGAUGGAAGGGACAGGGUCAGAGUGAAAACACCACAGUAGAUGAACUGCUCCAUUUUCCAUGAUGGAGAGUCAUGGAAAGCAGGAAAUCAUUAUUAUCAUUUCAUUAUAAAUAUUCCGACAUGCUUAAGCUAAUACUUUCAGACAUUCUACCGGUAGAAGACAAAGAUUAAAUUAAACUAAUAAUGAGGCUGACAAAAUCACAGACUGAAUUGAAGUCUCUAGAAAUGAGAGCAGUACAUAUCCAACAUAUUCAAAAUAAUUUUAAUAUAAAUGUGCUGCAUCCAAUGAGCUCUGUACACUUUUUAAUCUGAGAUAGAAAAACAAGUUUUCUGACUUUAUUUUUUUCACAUUCCUCAUGUCCAAUUCUUUGCUACCCAUUUCUCAAGCAGCAGCUGCAGUGCAUGACCUCUCUAGCUGUGUACUUGUGUGUACUAGACAGAAGGCUGAAUAUCAUGGCAGAGAUUCCCUUACAACACCCUUCUCCAGCCCCUUACGGGCUCCCUCUGUGUCUUGCAUGGCGCUGGUCAUGCCAGCAGAGCUCAGAGCUGAGAGAUGCUGGAAACGGAGCUGAGAAAACACACAAACAACCGUCCCGCAUAGCCAGGGAGACUGACGGCGAAGACAGUGAGAGGAGGGAGAGAUGAAGGGAAAAGGCAUUGGGCGUAGGAAGUGGUCUGGCUGAAGCCUCGCAGCAGUCACUUAACUAGGCAGGGGAGAAAAAGAGAGGACCACAGGGAGAGAAGAGAGCAAGGGAGCAGCAGGGCCAGGACUCCCCAGGACUCAUCACCAGCUUCUUCUUGAUUGCCUGCCGGAGAGCGAACGAGCCGCCCCUCGGAUUUCCACCCCUCUCCCCUACACUCUGUCUCCUCUGAGAAAUGAGCACCAAUUUCCGCCACUCCUUCGAGAAAGCCCCCAAUCCAAUCUUUGUGUUUCUUACUUCUCCAGCCACAUGGGCCCAGGUGCACUCUGCUACCUAGUGACCGGGCCAUGAGACGGCAAGACCAGGUCACUUAGAGCGCCUCAUUGGCCCAGACUACAGAAGUGAAUCUUUAAUAUUUGAUUAGAAGAGCGUCAGGCAUCAAUUAUUCUGUAUCGCACACGGAGGGAGAGGGAGAUGGAGCGGCUGACCUGUUAAUCACUGUCCGUUUUGUUCACAUCACUGAGUGUGAGAGGCGACACGUGACACAAAGUGGGAUUCAAAUGUUUGAUGGGACACCAUGAGAAAUAUGCAGAUAGGAGGUAAAUAGUGUGUAUAGAUGCUUCAGUCUCGUAAAAAAAAAUACCCUCAUUAAUUUGAACUGGAACCUGUGAAAUGUCAGUGAUCCUGAAAAAAAAUACUGUAAAUUCAUGAAAUGUUUUCCGUUGUGCCAAUCAUAUUUUACAGUCUUAAACUAUAAAUAAGCUUGAAGAACCGGUGAAUUUAGAUUUUUUGUUUUUCUUUUCUUUCCAUUUGUGUUUUUGCGUAUCCAAUACAUUUGUGUCUGUGUCUUAAAAAGCCUUUGUUGUGGCACUGGCACUCGACAGCGUUGCAUGGCUACAUGGUCGCACUGCGGAGAACAAACACAGCAGAGGAGCUUGUAUCACUUUGGUGUCAAAAUGGUGAUUUGGAAGCCACAUGAAUACUGUACGUUACCUAAACAGGUGUUUCCCAUUUGCAGACAGGGGGAAAAAAUGUCCUCUUUUUAAAAAGACUCUUUUCUUUGUUUUUCUUUCCUUUUUGCCUUUCCUGUAUUUGUUUCUGUAUCAUAACUGUCUUUGGUUUUUGCAUAAAAUGCAUAAGGGUUUUGGGAUGUAAAUGGAAUUUUAUUCAUAUUUUGUCCAAAUACCUCUUGUAAUUUGUAUCAGAAUUCUUGUACAAUUUUUAUAUUAAAGAUUUAUCAGUCA
Molecule: messenger RNA, 8478 nt
Organism: Paralichthys olivaceus (Japanese flounder)
Lineage: Eukaryota; Metazoa; Chordata; Actinopteri; Pleuronectiformes; Paralichthyidae
Source: RefSeq, a predicted model, not a curated record